AUGCCGCCUGGUGCUCAGCCCGGCGGCAAGCGCCCAUCACUCGGGCACGGAGGCACCGGGGCGGGCUUGUGCAAGCGCACCGCAAGGCACAGCCACCGCGGAGCCCUGGGGCUGGCCGUAAACCCCCACCCAUCGCCCGGCGGGAGGGCUCUGUGCCUUGUCCGCGGGCAGCUGGGCUGGUUCGGUCUGACGGUCGCCUGCGUGGUGCCCCGCUACGUGGCUCAGCUCCUCAGCAUCCUCUGGUUCAGGGCGGAUGGCCGCCCGCCCGGCUGCUGCCUCCUGGUGCUCCACCUCCUGCAGCUGGGCCUCUGGAAGCGGUACUGGGAUGUUCCGUGGAUGGUGAAGACAGGCAGCAGUGCUGGUGCUGGGGAGGUGCUGAUGCAGCACGGGGAUGUGUGUGUGCUGCAGCUCCUGAAAGCCCUGCUGCAGACCCUGCCCCACCUCCUGCUGCAGGCAUACGUUGUUGUGGCAGUCGACCCAGCGGGCUUCAUCCCUGGUGUCAGCGCAGAGCUGUCCCUGCUCCGCCUCGCCUGGGCUUUGGUCUCCUACAGCCGUUUCACCUGCCUGCUCAAACCCAGUCACCUCUGCCCACUGGCCGCAGCCAUCCUCUGCCUGCUGCUCUGGAGGACAGGGAUGCUGGGGACCAGGGUCUUGGUCUUGGCCCUGGUGCUCUUUGCCAGGCUCUAUUUUUGGGUUUUUGCUGUGGCCGGUGUCCACUGAUUGCUGGUGUCCAUCUGGCUGGUGGCCCAGCAGACAGACAUCGUGGCCCAGUCCUGCUGCCGGGGGUUGUUCAAUUGCCUGGUGGGAGCCGUGUACAUAUUCUGCUACAUUAAUGUCCGGCCCGGCCCCUCCAAGCACAGGGUGGCUGUGUUUUAUGCAGUAAUGCUGAUGGAAAACCUCCUGCUGCUGCUGACCACUCGGUUCCUGCAGGCAGAGCUGAGGAACAGCCUGUGUGUGACUGGAGCUGUCAUGUCAGGGUCUGUAAUAGGUGCCGCAGCCCUGGUGGUGUAUUACAGCCUGCUCCAUCCCAAAUCCGCAGAGAUCCACCAGGGCUUCCUGGAGACAACCUGCAGUGCUGCAGCUGCCAGUGAUGAGGAGGUUGCUGGAGACAGCUCCCAGGAUGGGCAGAGCUUGGGAAUUUCUGGAGAUGGAGAGUCCUUGGGAGGGACAAGGACCAGGGUAGAUCCCCAGAAUGGGAACGGCUCAUCGCUCCUGCAAGUCAGAGGGUGUUUGGAGGGCAGCUGGACAAACCAUCACCACUGGCUGCUGGUAAAGCUGGCCUUGAAGACAGGAGAUACGUCCAUGAUCAAUACAGCUUUUGGAGACGGUGGCAUGGGAGAGGUUUAUCCUGGCACAUGGAUGAUGGGGAAACCUGCCAGUGUUGAGCCUGAAGCAAACCUUUCCUUCCCCGCAAGGGAAAUCGGUCCUGGGGGUGUUGAAUGGGAUCUGAGUGAUGGGAAAUCACAGGCAGUGGGGAAUGGAGGUGGCAGCAAACCCACCACCAGCACUGUGAGAACAGCACAGGAGGAUGGAGCAGGGCAGGAGCCUGAUUUUCCCCCAGCCAUAUCCUUUCCCAGCAGCUUCUCCUUGCAUCUGACCAAGGGCUCUUCCUUGUAUUACAGUGCAAGUGCAGGAGGCAUCACAUCACCCAGUUAGGGGACAGUCCCAGCUACAAGCAUGGCCCUGGUGCAAAGGGACAGCAAAGCCCAGCCUCCUCCAGGCUGCCUGGGAGAAGGAGGACAUGGAGAGGAUUUAUCCCUUGAGAUGGUGACCAUCAGCCCAAUCCUGGGCACUUGUGCCCACAAGGAUCUGCAGCACAGCUCUACCCUCAGCAGCACAGGUGGCUGUGGGGUGGUGGGUAGUCCCAAAGAGUGUCAUUGCCUUUGGGACACCCAUUGUGGCACACAGGGGACUGUUGCAAAGAGCAAGCUGAGGCCACGCUUCACUUCCACCCCCAAGGCUGACCCUGGAUGCCCACAGUGAGGGCUGGAGGAGAUGGGAGAGGGGAUGAACCGGUCUGGGUUGCUGGAGUGA
Messenger RNA from Pezoporus occidentalis (night parrot), 2034 nucleotides. RefSeq names its product XK related 5 (gene XKR5). The record is from RefSeq and is a predicted model, not a curated record. Lineage: Eukaryota; Metazoa; Chordata; Aves; Psittaciformes; Psittacidae. Gene Ontology annotation, biological process: engulfment of apoptotic cell; phosphatidylserine exposure on apoptotic cell surface; apoptotic process involved in development. Gene Ontology annotation, cellular component: plasma membrane.